Messenger RNA from Aspergillus affinis, 678 nucleotides. RefSeq lists its product as uncharacterized. The record is from RefSeq and is a predicted model, not a curated record. NCBI's taxonomy places the organism in Eukaryota, Fungi, Ascomycota, Eurotiomycetes, Eurotiales, Aspergillaceae. Gene Ontology annotation, biological process: transmembrane transport. The transcript is spliced from 4 exons. Bases 1 to 678 code for a protein of 225 amino acids. Gene Ontology annotation, molecular function: transmembrane transporter activity. Gene Ontology annotation, cellular component: membrane.
AUGCCUACAACGCUUGAGCUUGCCACUCGAGAACAAGAGCAGACACGGGGUUCGAGCCAGCAAUCAUUGGGCCUGGCCACAGAUGAUGCAGUUCGAGUGAAGCAGAAGUGGAAUAACCCCCAGAUCAACAAAUGGCGUCUGCUAGCUACCUUCAUCAGUUUCGCAUUGGUAGAAGCCAGCGAUGGAGCACUGGUCCCAUAUGGGAUUCGAGACUACAAGCUGUUUACCACAGUCAUUUCCUUGAUUUUCGUGACCCCUUUUGCAGGCUACGCCAUAGCUACGAUCAUCGUGAAUAAGACGCUUAUGACGUUUGGCCAGCGAGGCAUCGCGAUGAUCGGUCCCCUGUGUCACAUUCUCCCGUUCGUUGUGAUGGCCAUCCACCCGCCCUACCCGGUUAUGCUCGUCGCCUAUAUCAUCGUGGGCCUCGGAAACGGCCUGAUCGACGCAGCGUGGAAUUCUUGGACUGCGGACAUGAUCAAUGCAAACACAUUAAUGGGGUUUCUGAACGCAUUUUAUGGACUUAGGGCCACGCUAAGCCCAACGAUCGCAACAGAGAUGAUCAAAGCCGACUUACGUUGGAAUUUCUUUUACUACACCCUGCUCGGUCCUAGAACUUAUAGCAGGCAUGGCUACGUUCUGGCACGCCGACGCAACGAGCUUCCGUCGAGAGAACCGUAA